UACAUUUUAGAGAACUUAAAAGGAGCACGUUGAGAAGGAGCGCUGCCAUUUACAAAUGGAGAGAAGUAGCACUGAAGUUGUAGAGAUGGAAAAUAAAGAGGUGAUCAAAGAAGGGAAGUCAGAGAUGGAAAAAAUGGAUGAGCUAAGCGACCAUUUCAAGAGGAAGAAGGGUGGAAUUAUCACAAUGCCCUUCAUCUUCGCAACUGAGUUUUGUGAGAAGUUGGCAGUGGAUGGCUUCAGUAACAAUAUGGCUAACUAUUUAACUCAACAUCUUCAUAUGCCUAUUACUAAAGCCGCUAACACUGUCACCACCUUCAGUGGCACUGCAGGCUUGAUGCCAUUGCUUGGAGCCUUCAUCGCUGAUUCAUAUGCUGGACCCUUUUGGACUAUCACUGUCGCUUCCAUUACGUGCCAAAUAGCCCUGGUAUGCUUGACAUUAUCAGCGUCACUGCCACAGCUAAGGCCACCUCCAUGUGCAGCUAACCAUGCGUGCCAAGAAGCCAAUUCCAGGGAGAUUGCAAUCCUCUACUUUUCUCUUCUAAUGGUGGCCAUCGGAUCCGGCGGGAUCCGACCAUGUGUGGCAGCCUUUGGGGUGAACCAAUUUGUUGGUGUGGAACCUAAGCACAAGACCAAGGCAUGGGUGUUUUUUAAUUGGUACUAUUUUGUGAUGGGGGCAUCUAUGCUUCUGUCCUCAACAGUGCUUGUAUAUAUUCAGGAUAAUGUUGGAUGGGGUUGGGGCCUUGGAAUUCCAACAGCUGCCAUGCUUUUUUCAAUACCCAUUUUUGUUUUUGGCUACCCGCUUUACCGAAUUUUGGAUCCGGCUGGGAGCCCAUUUACUCGAUUGUUACAAGUCACUGUGGCUGCAUUUAGGAAGAGAAAUGUCCCCUUUGUUUCUGACCCAGAAAUGUUAUAUCAGAAAAAGGAGAUUGAUGCCUCUAUUUCUUCAGACGGGAUGCUACAUCAUACUAGACAAUUUCAGUUCUUGGACAAGGCAGCCAUUGUGACUGUCAAAGACGACAUUAAAGCUACACAAAAACCAAAUCUAUGGAGGCUGAACACGGUUCAUAGAGUUGAAGAGUUGAAAUCUAUAAUGAGAAUGUUACCCAUAUGGGCUGCUGGAAUCAUCUUUUUCGCAGCCUCUGCCCAACAACGAACCUUCUCUCUCCAACAAGCCAAUGCCAUGGACAGGCAGCUCACAAAGUCAUUCCAAAUCCCUUCAGCCUCAAUGUUCCUCUUCACCGUCAUAUCUAUGCUCACCACGAUUGCCUUCUACGACCGCGUUUUCGUUCCUUUUGCAAGCAAGUUCACAGGGCUCAGCCAAGGCAUCACCUUCUUGCACCGCAUGGGAAUGGGCUUUUUCAUUUCAAUAUUCGCCACUCUGGUGGCCGGCUUCAUUGAAGUGAAGCGCAAAAAGCAUGCAGCUAAUUUGGCUAAAUCCACUACUCUCCCAUUAAUCUCAGUCUUUUGGCUUGUGCCACAGUACAGCCUUCAUGGGAUUUCAGAGGCUUUCAUGGCCAUCGGCCACCUCCACUUUUUGUAUGAUCAGGCGCCGGAGAGCAUGAGGAGCACCGCCAUGGCGCUGUUUUGGACGGCAAAUUCGGCCGGUGACUAUGCCAGCACACUUUUGGUUUCUCUGGUGACCAAAUUUAGUCACUGGCUUCCAGGCAAAAACUUGAACAAUGGAAAAUUGGAGUACUUUUACUGGUUGAUCACAUGUUUGCAAGUCCUAAAUUUUGUGUACUAUUUUCUUUGUGCCAAAUUCUUUACUUCCAAGUCCCUUCAAAUACAAACAAACGAAGGUGAUGACUCGAAAGGGAAGGGAUUAGAGCUCGAGAAUGGGGUUUAG
This is a messenger RNA of Corylus avellana, 1846 nucleotides long. The record is from RefSeq and is a predicted model, not a curated record. Lineage: Eukaryota; Viridiplantae; Streptophyta; Magnoliopsida; Fagales; Betulaceae.